AGUGAUGUCGAUGAUUUGUGAUAAAUUGCUGGACUAAAGUGUACAAUAUGGUCGAAUUCAAGCGAAGAGUGGGAAAAAAUGUUGCUUCCGAAAGAUUCGUUCGUCAGUGUAGUUUAGUGGCAACAAUUAGAUUUGAUUCAGGCAACAUCCACUUUCUUCAUACAGUUUUUUUCUGUUGCUCCAUUUUCCUCUUAGCUGCAAUGCCAGGUAAGCUGACUCGAGUUGCUCUGUAUAUAUUUUCGCCCAAUGACACCAGCUAACAAGAAAAUUUUCAGUCUUCUUGAAGUUAUAAGGUUUACUACAAAACAGUUCUUUGAAGUGCAUGACUGAAAAGUUCGCCUCCAAGGUUACUCAGACUAAAAUUUCACUAGGUCCCUUUUCAUCAUAAAACUAAGCACUUCGAUGAAUAACUAUGCGGACACUCUGAGGCAAACUCUACUGCCUUGACACUUCCUCGUCCUUCUAUUUUUCUAUGGCGUUUCGUGUUAAGAAAAACGUAGUUGUAAACGUUUUCUUUUAUAAAGCAGUGCAGUUUUUACGUCAGAUAAUUCCACAACAAGUUCAAGAAUGAUAGCUAAUGAUAUGAUUCCUGUUGCCGGCUUUUUCACAUAAAGGCCUGACUAUUAUCCUUAUAAACCCGUUAAGUAAAAGGAUGGUUUAUAAUCAAUUAAGAUUAACAGAAAGUCACAAGUUCUUAGACAAAAGUAAACACAAGCGGCUAAAUAAACAGAGAUUUUAGUCUCUGAGAGGACUAUGUCGCCCGUGCUCUGACGCCAAGUUUGUAGUUGAUUAAAUUGAUUAGACUGGAGUUGACGCCAAAUGUGAGUGAAGUUUGUUGUUGAUUCAAUUUAUUCGCAUCCUUGAUUUGACGGGUAUUUUUGUCCAUGCAGGUACCCCGGUUUGGCCUUCUUCUCAGAAAGACUGAAACAUUUUCAAUCUUGUCCUAGAUCCGGAACGGCAAACAAAAAACCAUGAUAUCGAUCUGAAUAUAAUAUGUCUGUCAAUAAAUUGUUAUUAUCAUGGUAAUCAUCAUUACUUAAAACCUCUUAGUGAGAAAAGAAAAAAGGGAUAAAGUUAAAAUGGGACUAACUUCAGUUUAACGGGAAUUUUGAAGGGAAUUUUUGUUUCAACUCGGCAGGUGCAGUAGCCCUGGAAUUCCUCCAGGAUCCUCCAGUAGUCCUUUCAUCUCACGUUGGCAGGAGUGUUGACUUCAAUUGUUCAACAGAUGAUCCAAACGCUGCAGUGUCACUUUUGUUUUCUGAUAAUUUUGGAGCUUCUUGGAGUGAGAAGCUAGUCACACCAAAUAAAGUUGUCUUGAAGAAACAAGUGUUCACUUUAAUAAAUAUCGUUUUGCGAGAUGGUGGAAUCUACGCUUGUAGGGCGACAGACCAGUCAGGGAAGACUAUUCAAUGGCCCAGUAAUCAUGGAUUCUUUUUUGUACAAUCAGGUGUGUUGAUUCGCUGAGGGCUAGACCAUCUUCACGAUACUCGCAAUACUCUGCAAGCGCUUAAAUUAAGGAUUAUGUGUCACGUGGUUUCUCAGGGGGGCAAACACACGAUAGAAAGCAGUCAGGUAAUACAAGUAAUCAUGGGUUUGUUUAUUCCCUCAUAACAAGACAUUUCUGGUGUCUAGAAUGAAUCACCUGGAACACGAUUUCUUGUUUCGGCACAUGUAGGAGAAGAUAGCGUUGCCGAGCGGUUAGAGGGCUGGACUUGCAAUUCGGAGGCCCCGAGUUCAAGUCCCGGCCUGACCGUUAGCUGGAUUUGUUCACAGUAGUCCCGAGUUCAAAUCCUCGACCACGCUCAGUGAAUAGUUAUAGCCAGCUGGUUUGCCUCCGACCAGUUGGGAUUCUUGACCAUGUUAUGUCAUGAUUUAAAUUAUUUUUUUUGGUCAUUUGCAAGGCCCCAACAGCAUUAAGUGCCAUAAAUACUGCCGAGGGUAAAUAAAGGAAUUAUUAUUGUUAUUUUAAUCUUAGAGAGAUGUUUAUUGCGCUCGUUCCUCAGAUACCAUUUGGAGAAACCACUGUUGGCAUUGCGAAGUGUUGGCUGCUUUCUUAAGCUUAAGGAAAACAUCAAAUAUUCCCACAGAUUUUUUUUUAUUCCCAUAGAUAUUAGAGAAAGAGAGACAUAGACAUAUAAGACAUAGAGUACUUUAUCUAAAGACGAUUAAAAACAUCUGUUUAAAACCGCGACAAUUUAAAUCUAAAACACUGGUUUACAUUUUUGUGGAGUGGGUGCCUGUUGAUGAAUAUAUCAUUUUCGGAUAAGCCAAGGAAUCUCCCACUAUUUUCAAAAAUCCGCAACCGAAGUAUUUACCGUUUGUAUACCGUAGAACUAGUAUCCAGUACAUAUUAUAUCGUCUUCCUUCCUACUUUCGUUUACUUUUCUGCUGUUGUUUUAGCUUGUUUCAUGUUCGUUUAAUUCACGUUAAAAUACCUGAUUCUUGAACAUACUCUGCAGCUGAGCUACCAAGAUAUUUUGUUUUGAUACCAAACAAAUCAAUAUACGUGAUGCAAGGGCAGAGUGGAGAAGUUACGUGUGAAUGUGAAGGUGCUACAGUGUGUAAACUAAACUGGGAAAAGCAAGAGGAUGAUGGUGAAUCAUAUGCUGCUGUCCCUGAGAGCCGAGUGACCGUCAACAGAAAUUUGUCUGCAAACAGAGUACAGGCUAUCCUGAACAUUACAAAUGCACAGCCUGAAGACUCUGGUACGUACAAGUGCAACGUAUUGGUUGAACCUAAUAAAUCUGACUUCAAGCUCAUCGUCAUUAGAGUAAACGGUAAGUUGAGCCUAAUUAAGCCGUUUAGCUUACGUAGCAGGCGUUUGGAAGUAUUUUGCAGGAAAGAAUGGGGCGCGCAACGGAGACACGUGAGGGGAGAGACGUGUCUCUCUCGCGCGCCUCCGGUCGUUCUUUCUCGCAUAUCACUUCCAAGCGCCUGUUACGCAGACCAAAGUCGGUUAAAUGUAGUCCGGUGAACUUUCAGAACUUGCAACAUAUUUUUAAGCGUUCUGAAAGAUUAUUGCUUGUAACCAGGUACUGUUGUUCUUAAUAUACUAUUGAAUAAAAAUAAACAACAACUACAUUGACAAAUUAAACAACAAACAGACAGUUGAAACAAAAAGCUUAUUUUUUACCAACAUGCUUACACUAUAAGUAGUUCGAAAACGUCUUAUUUACUUCAUUAAAAUGCAUGUAAAAACUUAAUUUAUGUUCAAUACUUAUACCUGAAAAGGUAGCUAACAUGGUUAUAAAACGUCUAACUUACUGAAUGAAAGUUUAUACAAAAACUUUAACUGAUGUUCAAUGAGUUCUUUAAAUACGAUGAUAAUAAAGUUUCAACUUCUGUUUUGCGGGUUGUUGACUUCGUACCUUAAUUAAUACAUGUCUUUGAAUAAUGUGACGUUCUAACACCGUUUUUUGUCGAUAGCUCCAACAGCACCUAGAAUCACUGCACCCCGUAAUGGAAAAACCAUAGUUCUAGAGGAGGGAUCGACAAAGAUCCUCAAAUGUAUAGCAAAGGGAGCUCCUAAACCUAACGUUACCUGGUACAGAAAAGGCAAGCAACUACACAGCAAACGAACAGUAAAUGAUCGAAAAAGUUGCAAGGAUACUGCUUAUGAGGUCUAUGAAGAAAACGAGGAAACUUCAGGAUUACAUACGUUGUAUACGGUUCAAGUUCUUAGAAUAAGAAGUGUUCUGUAUCCAAGAGAUCAAGGAGAGUUUAAGUGUGUCGCAUCGAAUGGAGUUUCAGAUGUUCAAGCAGUUUUGCACCUUCAAGUACAAGGUGAGCAUGGGCCGCUAGUUGAAGACUGAUUCAUUUAAGGGGAGUCUCGACCACUUUUUUCGCAAAAAGCUUCGAUAUUGGCCUGCAGUUUUUCAUGAUACGACCUCGGGCCAAUAUUGCCCAGUUGUACGGCUCCCGCGCUCUGUAAGUAAGUCAAUACGCGUGCAUUCUCUGAAUUCUGUGAUAGCCAUUUCGCAUUUUUCCGACCCGACUCUCGUACCAGCCUUUCAUAUGUAAGUUUGCUGUUCAUCUCUUUGCUCCAGGAGAUUCUUAGUUCUGUUUGGCGAAAAGCCGUUAGGUAGAUUUUUAUCAACAAUCAUUAUGUAGAAACUUGUUUCUUUAUUGGUCCCUAGUUACAACAAAUUCACACCAAGCGGGAAGCCAAGGAACACCCUUUGUUUUCUUUUCUCUCAUCUCUACAUCUCCAGCUGCGUAGCUGGCGGGAUAUUCUUGUGCCCGGUGUACUUUCUUGCACUCCCACGCUAAUCCCGCCAGCUACGCAGGCUAUGCCGAAUUUCUGGAACCGUUCCACACAAAAUUCUCAUGUUAAUCACUAUCAGGCUGUUUUUAGUGGUAUAAAUCCCUUUAUUUGUUUGUUUGCUUUGUUUGUUGUCGGUACACAGUCGACUUAGUAAAACACCUAAAGUUACGACCACCAAAGCCGAUAAAUGUACUACAAGGUCAAGAGGCCAGGGUGAAAUGCGACCUACAAGGUACCUUAACGGCUACGCUAGAAUGGAAAAAGCAGACUGUUUCAGGAGAUGUACCUGUUCCAGACAGUUUGGUCUCUGUUAUUAAAGACAGGAGCAUCAAGCGAACCAGAGCCGUUCUCAAGAUUAAAUACACGCAAAUGGAAGACAGUGGCGUUUAUAAGUGCGUCUCAAAGGCUUUCGGCAAAACACAUUUCAAGCUCGCCUAUAUUACAGUGAAAGGUAAUUCAUUUUUCUUUUAGUAAUUGACUAGAUGUGGUACUACUAGCGUACGCAGAGAAGAUGAUAGUACUUUUAAUUAGCUUUCUGGUGACGUGAUUUGCUCUUCAACUACCGAAUCGAGCCACCCUCUGGGGGUGGGGUGGGGGAGCAGAGGAAGAGAAAAAGCCUUUCCUCCUCGACCCCCACUUCUGAAAGAGCUUGCUGCUAGCAGGAUACCCUUGAAAAGGGACAACUGGCGCGGUUAUAGAGUUCCUGUUUACAGUGAUCGACUGAAAAUUUUAUCUACGAGACUCUGUGACUCUGUGAACUAAAUUGAGGUCAGCCGCUUACGGAACUAUGGGACGGACCAUUAGAAAAGUGAUGGGGGGGGAAUUUUCAGCUCGCACGAAUUUUUUUUUUCGCUCACUGCUUGUGCAGGAAUUUUUUUUUCAGGUGAACCCCUCUGCACGAAUUUUUUUUUUCCAGACAAAUAUUGCUUUUUUUUGAACAGUGAAAUCUUGAUUCACCAUCUAUGUUUUUGUGCUUUAUAAAUUAUUCUACACUCACGACAGAUCAAAGGAUACAGGCCACUUUAAUGCAAAAUCUUUUCGAAAAUGUACACACAGUGAGAGAGGAGGAGGCCACUUGGAGUGGACGGCUUCCCUGUGCAUUUUUUCGGUCCCUGCCCUCUGGAAUUCCUCUCCCACAGCCCAUCAUGAUAUUUAUUAUAAUGCAAUAUACACGGUAUGUUGCAGAUAGUCCGGCUGCCAAUGAGACCCGUACUUUGUGGUUCUUAAUUUUUGUUAAAAGCACCAGUGGCAGUGUUGCUGUUUAUGUUGUUGACUAGUUAAUGUUGGUAACAAAUAAUUUUAUAGAAUAUUUACAAAGCUACCAAAUUCUAAUAUUUAUUUAUUACAAAUUUUAUUUUAUUAUUUUUACUAUAAUACAGUAUACAGUGUAUGCUGUAGGUACACUAGCUGCAAUUUAAAAGAAAAACAAGGUUCUAAUUGUCUCCUUUCAAAAAGAAGAAAGUGAUUUUUGUUUAUUCAUAUUAUGCCUGGUAAUAUAUUGUUGACUUCUGAAACUCAGACUUUCUGAAAGAAACUCAGAAUUUCUGAAAAAGUCACAAUUGGACCUUCCUUCUGCAUGAAUUUUUUUUCUUUACCUUCUUCUCUGCAUGAAUUUUUUUCUUGGCAAAUUCCCUUGCAUGAAUUUUUGUUUGGUUUUUUCCCCACCCCCCCAUCACUUUUCUAAUGGUCCGUCCGAUCCCUAGGUAGAAGGUCUCGUAAUACAGAUUUUGCCGCAAUAGUAAAAAUGGAAAAAAAUGUAAACCUAUGAAGCCCGUCAGACUCUUGUGUUUUUGCAUGUGGACUUAAAGGUGCGCAACACUCCAGAGCAUUUCUAUCAUUUUGAUCUUAAUGACCAAUAAAAAAGGUAGCGGUAAUUUAUUCCGUCACAAUUUGUGAGCAAAAACAAAGAUUAAGGUUAGUUUGUGCACCAUCAUGGAGUUCAUAACAUAAACGGCAGCUCUAUCUUUGAUGUUUGCUGCCUUUCACAACCUGUUUUCUCCACUUUAAUAGUAUGUGUAAACUGAACUACUUGAAGAAAAAAGGCUUUACUCGAACAAUCAUAGGGCUCAGGCAUGCAGGACGAAUUUGCCACAUCGUCUAUACACCUGUGCACCAAAAAUCUGGGUAAAAGCCUGGCAUUAGCCUGGUAAACCAUGGUUGAACCAGACUUAGCAUAAGAAGUAAAAUUGAAAGCCUUGUUAAGUCGGUUUUACCAGGCUUUCGAGGUAAACGCGGUUAAAGUUUACCAUGAAAGUCUGAUAACUCCGGCUUUAACUGAAAAAUCUUAACCAGUCUGGUAUCACCAGGCUUUCCUAACUUGCCGACUAUGAGAAUGAAGCCUCCCCAAACAUUAUCCGUUUCUCUUGUAAGGUUCAAGGCUGCCAUUUCGCAGGUUAAGAACUGUCUGAGCAACGAGAAAAUACCCCACGCAAGAGAACCCGGACUCUGGAAUCCGGGACAUUUUGCUUUUUUUCGUGGAAACCAGAAUCCAGGGAUUUGGAAUCCGGAAUACAGCUCAAGGAAUCGCGAAUCCACUAACGAUUGGAGUCCGAAAUCCAAGUUCCAAUAACAAAGAAUCCCAAAUCUAGUAGCUGGAAUCCGGAAUCCCCGGCGUUGAAUCCAGAAUCCAGAAUCAAGGAAUGUCUUGGAUUCUCUUUUAAGGAGUGGUAGAGAAAAACAUUGAUAUCAAAUUAAUGUAUUAUUGCUUUUCAGAGUCACUAGCCUUUCUCAGUAAACCUCCACAAGUAAUUCGAGGACGCCUUGGCCAGGACGCGGUGAUUGACUGCUCUACGAAUGAUAAUGAGGCUACAGUGUCACUUCUACGUAAACCUCAUCCAUUUGCGCAUAGCACAGAGCUCAAACCAAAAGCCAAUAAACUCUCUAAGGAGCGAAAAGUGUUUAGGAUUCUUAACAUCGAUAUCGGAGAUGCAGGAAUAUACUCCUGUGCAGCGACGAAUAAAGCAAAUCAGACUAUCCAGUGGCCGCGUUUAACAGGAUAUUUUGUUUUUCUUAGUCAAGAGUCCAAUUAACAAACGACACACUUAAACCAGAGCCGUAGCUAGCAUGAGGCAACUUGAUUUUGGCCCUUUUUGUUUUUUUUUUUAAGAAACUUCAGCUCACUGAGAAGGCUUAAAACCUGGUCCCGAACAAGCAUGGCUAUAAUGCGAGGCUAAACGGGCUUGCUUUAAUUAGCGUACAUUCAUAAACCAACGGAAAUUGACAGCAGUUAUGUUUUAAAGAGAUGGGAUGCCUCUGGCCACGGACGGAUUACCUUAGCUUUCAGUAAAGAAUAAACGACGGGCAAAAAACUUUCACUUUUCUAACUGUUAAGGGAGAAGUUUACUACUCUUAAUCAUGAAAGUUAGUGACUUCUUAGUCCUACAAGUAUAAGAGAUGGCAAUAUUAUGACAUGGCUGUCUCAAAGUUGGAGAACAUAAGCAAGAGUGUAUCGAAACAGAUAAUUGAUAAGUGAACGUGAUUCUGUAUAUCAUCUAACAACUAACUUCAAAAAAAGUGUUACCUAAGAUUUCUCCUAAUUAUCUACAGUAUAAAAUCCAUAAACGUUGGCUACUCUCGAGCUCGUGGAUUUUAUUGUUAUAAUACGUGUUACAACAUUUGAAUUCUUUAAAAUGCAGAUGAUCAUUAACUUGGCACCAGUAUCGCUAAGCAAUAAAGAAGUGAACUUCUACACUUGCCCAAGAUUGACUCUUCUGAAGAAAAAUACCACGGAAAAUAGUUACAAGAGCAUUUCUGAGCCUCUAGAUUUGAAAAUUUUCUGGAGGGUUGGGGGGUGUUGGAGAUAUGCCCCCAGCUCCCCUAGCGGCUCGCGCCUUCGGCGCUCGAAACUUGCCUCGUCUUGUUCUGAAGUCUGGUUACGGCCCUGUUAAACAGAUCAUUUUUUCUCUCACAGCAAGUUUCUUGCGAAUGUUUAUUGCAGCAAUAGCAGUUGUUAAAUCAUACC
Molecule: messenger RNA, 8225 nt
Organism: Porites lobata
Lineage: Eukaryota; Metazoa; Cnidaria; Anthozoa; Scleractinia; Poritidae
Source: the annotation of a GenBank genome assembly